AAAUCUCAAAAAGAAAAAAAAAAUUCUGGGAAAAAAAAAAAGUAAAUGGGAAGCGACGACUGACUCUUCUUCGUUUCGAGACCAUCUCUUGCUUCUUUAAGUACCCACCAAAGGCCUCAAGGGGUUUCGUGUGUUUCCUUUCAGAUUUUGUGAGGUCUGUGAAGCUCUAGGGUGUGUAGAGCAUCACGAGUUUUGAUACGGGUUGCACAAAGAUUAACUUCUGUUUCUGGUGGCUCCCUUAUUGAUUUGUUCUUAAAGGUGCAUGUUGAAGUGAUUGAAAGAGAUCUACAUGUGACUUGCAGUCCGGUCAGACAUCAUAUACGUAAUACAUAGCGCGAGAUUGGACAGGAUGCUUGAGAAUCCAAAGUUUGAUAUGCACGCUGUUGGAAAUCAUAACAACGAUAACAACUACUAUGCCUUCACCCAAGACUUUUAUCAAAAGCUCGGGGAAGAAGGUACAAACAUGUCCGUUGACAGUAUGCAGACAAGUAAUGCUGGUGGCUCUGUGUCUAUGUCUGUGGAUAACAGUAGCGUUGGUUCUAGUGAUGCUCUUAUUGGCCAUCCUGGUUUGAAGCCUAUGCGCCGUCCCUAUGCUCCCUCUGAUGGCCAAAGCGUUUUUCGCCCAGGACGAGUUACUCAUGCACUUAACGAUGAUGCCUUAGCACAAGCCUUGAUGGAUACUACAUAUCCAACCGAGGGACUGGCAAACUAUGAAGAGUGGACUAUAGACCUGAGGAAACUUCACAUGGGUCCUGCUUUUGCUCAAGGGGCUUUUGGAAAGUUAUACAGAGGGACUUACAAUGGAGAGGACGUAGCCAUUAAGCUACUCGAGAGGCCAGAACAUAGCCCGGAAAAGGCACAAGCCCUUGAACAGCAGUUUCAGCAGGAGGUUUCUAUGCUUGCCUUUUUGAAGCAUCCCAACAUCGUUAGGUUUAUCGGAGCCUGUAUUAAACCAAUGGUGUGGUGCAUCGUGACGGAAUAUGCAAAAGGAGGUUCGGUCAGACAGUUUUUGACUAAGAGACAAAACCGAGCUGUACCUUUGAAGUUGGCUGUUAUGCAGGCACUGGAUGUUGCCAGGGGUAUGGCUUACGUCCAUGAGCGCAACUUUAUACACCGGGAUCUAAAGUCAGAUAACCUCCUCAUAUCAGCUGAUCGGUCCAUCAAGAUUGCUGAUUUUGGCGUUGCAAGAAUUGAAGUUCAAACCGAAGGGAUGACUCCAGAGACUGGAACUUACAGAUGGAUGGCCCCAGAGAUGAUCCAGCAUAGACCCUACACACAAAAAGUGGACGUGUAUAGUUUUGGAAUCGUGCUGUGGGAGUUGAUAACAGGUCUGUUACCGUUCCAGAACAUGACGGCGGUUCAAGCUGCAUUUGCGGUGGUGAACCGAGGAGUUCGCCCCACGGUCCCAACAGAUUGUCUCCCUGUGCUUGGCGAGAUUAUGACACGUUGCUGGGAUGCAGACCCUGAAGUCCGUCCUUGUUUUGCAGAGAUUGUCAAUCUCCUUGAGGCGGCUGAAACCGAGAUAAUGACGACUGUGAGAAAAGCCCGUUUCAGAUGUUGCAUGACGCAACCAAUGACAGUCGACUAAAUCUGUUGAGGAGAACAUAGAAGGGGAAAGGCUUGAAAAGGAGAAAACAGAGUGAGAGAGAGAGAGAGAGCGAAGCAAGAAGGGGCUUUAGAUAUAUGUAAGUUUGUGUGUGUAUCUAUCUAUAUAUUAUAUAUCCGAUCCGAUUGUAUCUCUUUUCCCAAGAUAGGAGAAGUAACCCAACCAUUUUAGACCUACUGAUUUUCUAGAUUUUUGUAUUAAGAAAGAAAAAGAGCAAACCAAAAACCAAAAAUAGAAGAAGUGUACGGUGAUUGCUGAAGUGUUUGGUUUAGUUUUCCUUGAAUUUGAUA
Molecule: messenger RNA, 1896 nt
Organism: Camelina sativa (false flax)
Lineage: Eukaryota; Viridiplantae; Streptophyta; Magnoliopsida; Brassicales; Brassicaceae
Product: serine/threonine-protein kinase STY13
Biological process (GO): protein phosphorylation; signal transduction
Cellular component (GO): cytoplasm
Molecular function (GO): ATP binding; protein kinase activity
Source: RefSeq, a predicted model, not a curated record